Messenger RNA from Saimiri boliviensis boliviensis (Bolivian squirrel monkey), 1749 nucleotides. RefSeq names its product golgin subfamily A member 6-like protein 2. NCBI's taxonomy places the organism in Eukaryota, Metazoa, Chordata, Mammalia, Primates, Cebidae. The record is from RefSeq and is a predicted model, not a curated record.
CUGCGCGGCUGCUGGGCGGUAGGUGUGUGCGGCUCGGCGCGGGUUCCCAGGAGCUCGGCUUCGCGGCCCAGCGGGCGGCCACGGGGCAGGACAGCAGCGCGCUGAGGCAGCCCCGCGCCCCGGCCAGGGCCAUGAACAGCAGAGGACUCACCAUCUGUCAGACACACUGGUCAGUCUCCUGGCAAGGCAGAGUUGGAGGCUUCUGUCCUCAGUGGUUCCUCUGGGAGAUGACAACUGUGUGAGUGCCCACCAUGGCCCACCAGAAGUGUGAGAGUUUGGGGAGCGGCACGUUGGACCACAGGGCAAGGCCACGCACUGUCCCGCACUGCCAGGAGCCCAAGAGCGAGGACAUGGAGCUGCCAUUGGAGGCCAUGUACCUGAGGGCCUGGAGCUGGCUGCCCUGUGGCCAGAGAGCCCCGUGCCUGAAGAACAGGAGUGCCACAACCACAGCCCCGAUGGGGACUCCAGCUCCAACUAUGUGAACAGCACCUCCAAGGAGAAGGACUAUGACGAGGACCUCUCUGAGGAGGAGGAGGGCAUCAAUUACUACAUCCGCUACUGCCCGAAGGACGAUGGCUACUUGGAGGGCAUGGACUGCAACGGGGAGAAGUACCUGGCCCAUGCAGCGUGCACCCCGUGGACACCAACGAGUGCCAGGAGGCCAUCAGUGGAGGAGUGGACAGGCUUGGCAGGCUGACAACCCCAGGACCACAGGGCUGAAGGCAGCCAGGACUACCUAGAGGGCUACCUGCCCAUCCUGGAGUUUGAGCCCUCCUUCCUAGAGGCCCAUGACCAGGAAGAAGAUGGCCCCCACUGUCCCAGCAAAGAGGGCUACCAGGACACUGGUGCCUCCCCCUAUUGCCUGAGGUAUGGGGACGGGGACCUGGAGGACCAGGAGGAGGACAUCGACCAGAUCGUGGCCGAGAUCAAGAUGAGCCUGAGCAUGACGAGCAUCACCGGCGCCAGUGAGGCCAGCCCUGAGCAUGGGCCUGAGCCCGAGCCUGGGGACUCUGCGGAGGCCUGCCUUCCCAGCCAAGUCACUGAACCUCCCUUCCAAGGCCAAGUACCACAGAGAUCCCCAGAGAGGCUUCAAGUCCAACACCAGGACCCCAGACGAGAGGCCGAAGUGGCUCCACGAGCAGCUGAGAGAAUAUCAUCAUCAGCACAACAGCUCUGGUAUUGGUCCAGGAGUAACUGACACCAACAGGCAAAUAAAUAAUGGUGGUGACCCUGAGAGAACUGCUUCUGCUGGCUGCCACUCACCUGACGAUGAAAACAAGCUCAGCCACCACCAUCAGGCAGCGCUCAGGAGGCAGGGAGAGGUUCAGGCUCACAAAAUCAGUGCCCUGGAGAGAGAAGUAUAUUUCACGGAGAGUGUGUCCAGGUGGCUAGAAGGUAGGAAUCUGGGCACCCCAUCAUCCUUCAACCUGGCACUUGGACAGGCUUUUAGGGGGAGUCCCUUGGGCCUCCUCUCAACCUCUCUUCUUCCAGAAGACGGCAGUUACCUCUCCGAACUCCUGCAGUGUGCCUCCCAACACGUGGAGGACUUAAAGCGGGCUCUGUCUGAUACCGCCACACGGAAAAAGGCGGCGGACAGGUGCAACGGGGAAUUAACAAAGGAGAGGGACGGCCCGAGUCUGAAACUGUGCAGGAACACGUAGGACCGGGGAAGCAGCAGCUACAGGAGUAGGCAGGCCACCUGAGACAGGAGGUUGAGAGAGUGGCAGGAGAACUCCAAACCCAGCUGGA